UGAACAGAUGUAGCUCAAGUUUCAAACUGCCCGGGCUUGUGAUUGCAGGAGGAGUUUGCAGACAAAGUGCUUCAAUGUCAACAAAAUUGGAUUUGUUUUCAUUUUUAUUUAAUUUUCAGCUGGUUUAUUAGAUAUUAAUUACCGGAUUUUGCAAUUGAUUCUAAUAUUAUCCCCUGUGUUCCGGUCUAAGGUCAGCUAUGAAUCCAAUUGCAAGAUUUUCAUCGAUAGCUCUCAAAGGGAACGUGUGGGUCAAUUCAUUGCCUGUUGCAACUACUUCUAGACGAAGCUAUAGCAAUGAUAUCGAAGUUCAAUUUUCCACUCCCAAUCCUUUGAGUUCAGCUCUUAAACGAGGUACUGGAGGAAGAUCAUCGUUUAAUGGUAAUGUUGUUACUGUUUUCGGAGCAAGAUGUCCAUUAGGCCGAGUUUUGGUCAGCAAUUUAACCAGAAGAGGAACUCAAGUUAUCGUCCCUUAUCGUGGAGAUCCUAUGGACGUAAGAGACUUGAAAGUUUCUGGAGAUUUAGGCCAAGUUAUGUUUGUGCCAUAUUAUUUAAGAGAUGAAGAGUCGUUGUUUCGAGCUGUUAAAUAUUCUAAUGUGGUUGUAAAUUUAAUUGGGGCCUACAGCGAUACUGCGAGUUUUACCCUUAAAGAAACUCAUGUUGAUGGUGCGGCAAAAAUUGCUAAAGUCAGUCGUCUUGCGGGUGUGAAGAAGCUUAUUCAUAUGUCAGCUCUGAAUGCUAGGCCCGACCCUGUCCCAGUUACUUCUAAAAUAGGAGUUCAAUUUUUCAAAACAAAAUAUGAAGGAGAAAUUGCAGUGCGAAACGAAUUCCCCGAUGCAAUCAUUUUCAGACCAAGUUGGAUGUUUGGCGCUUCUGACCGUCUUUUAAACUAUUAUACAGCGCCUGGUAGACGAACAUUUUGGAAAAAUAUUGCUGUCUGGAAUAUGGGCGAUGGUAUUUUCAAAGAACCUGUAUAUUUCAUCGAUGUCUGUCAAGGGCUUGUCAACGUUAUUUUCAAUGAAUAUGGUUAUGGUCAAACUUAUGAGGCUGUUGGUCCUAGGCGAUACGAGCUCAAGGAUUUGGUUCGAUACUUCAAUGACUGGUUAGAAACCAACGAAAAAAGUUAUAAAUAUGUUUGCGAUUUGAAAUACAGUCCACUGAUGCAAGCUACAAUCCAUUUCCAAAGCUUAACGCUGAAGAAGCCAACUGUUUGUUGGGGUUUGAUUGAACUUGAACACACUACUGACAAACUAACUCCUGGCGCGCGGACAUUGGUUGACCUAGGAGUUGAUUUAACAACCUUAGAAUCGAAGGCUAAAUAUGUUCUCUAUCCAAACAGAAUAUCAGCCUGGGUCGAUGCUCCAGUAGAAGAUGUUAUUGAACCUACACCACCUCGUUAUCAACCAACUUAUAGUUAAAUUAUCUUUCGAGAUAUUCUGUGGAAAGUCUAAUGUAAUUCAAAUUAUAAAAGCUUCGAUAAAGUAACUUUGAAAUUAUAAAUUUUAGUAUCAAA
Molecule: messenger RNA, 1510 nt
Organism: Tetranychus urticae (two-spotted spider mite)
Lineage: Eukaryota; Metazoa; Arthropoda; Arachnida; Trombidiformes; Tetranychidae
Gene: ND-39
Product: NADH:ubiquinone oxidoreductase subunit 39
Cellular component (GO): mitochondrion
Molecular function (GO): protein-containing complex binding
Source: RefSeq, a predicted model, not a curated record